This is a messenger RNA of Dipodomys spectabilis (banner-tailed kangaroo rat), 4575 nucleotides long. It is a transcript of the gene Lin54, whose product is annotated as lin-54 DREAM MuvB core complex component. Gene Ontology annotation, cellular component: nucleus. NCBI's taxonomy places the organism in Eukaryota, Metazoa, Chordata, Mammalia, Rodentia, Heteromyidae. The record is from RefSeq and is a predicted model, not a curated record. The transcript has 13 exons. Bases 314 to 2563 code for a protein of 749 amino acids. Gene Ontology annotation, biological process: regulation of DNA-templated transcription.
UGUGAUGGUGAUGACGAGGUGAAAAUGGCGGAUCUUUCGAAAUACAAUCCCGGCCCCUGACAUACCAGAGGCGGCGGCGGCGGCGACCUCGCCACCCGGGCUCCCUCCUCGGCUCCUGGUUACCCUGUAGCACUCCAGUCCGGGCCAAGUGGGAAAGGAAGCAACUGGGCAGAGCUACUGUGCACGGGCAAAACAAGCACUACCCGGACUCGGGAUUGCCCGGGACCUUCUGGAGCCCCCACCUCGGAGCCCCAGGGAGGAGCAAGCGGCAGCCGCUGGAGCACCUGAUCACCUUUGUAGCAGGAGAACGAUCAUGGAGGUGGUGCCAGCUGAGGUGAAUAGUUUGCUUCCAGAGGAGAUAAUGGACACUGGUAUAACUUUAGUGGAUGAUGAUAGUAUUGAGGCUGUUAUUGUUUCAUCCCCAAUUCCUAUGGAGACAGAACUGGAAGAAAUUGUCAACAUACAUUCUACUGGUGACUCUGCAGCCACGCCCAUUUCCACGGAAUCAAUCACAGUGUACAGUAACCACACUAACCAAGUUGCAGUGAAUACCACAAUUACUAAAGCAGAUUCUAAUACCACAGUGAAACCAGCUUUUCCAAGUGGCCUUCAAAAACUUGGUGCUCAGACUCCUGUGACUAUCUCAGCCAAUCAGAUUAUUUUAAACAAAGUAUCACAGUCAUCUGAUCUUAAACUUGGCAAUCAGACCCUUAAACCAGAUGGACAGAAGUUAAUUUUAACAACUUUGGGCAAGUCUGGUUCACCAAUUGUUUUAGCACUACCCCAUAGCCAACUACCCCAGGCUCAGAAAGUUACAACUCAGUCCCAGUCAGGAGAUGCUAAGUUACCACCGCAGCAAAUUAAAGUAGUUACCAUUGGAGGGAGGCCAGAUGUGAAACCUGUCAUUGGUGUCUCAGCAUUGACCCCAGGAAGUCAACUGAUUAAUACUACAACUCAGCCCUCUGUGUUACAGACCCAACAGUUAAAAACAGUACAGAUUGCUAAGAAGCCUCGAACACCAACCUCUGGUCCAGUGAUCACGAAGCUGAUCUUUGCAAAACCAAUUAAUAGUAAAGCAGUUACAGGACAGACAACUCAAGUAUCACCACCGGUCAUUGCAGGUAGGGUUCUUUCACAAUCUACUCCUGGAACUCCAUCAAAGACUAUAACAAUACCUGAGAGUGGUGUUAUUGGAUCAACUAUAAAUUCUACAACACAGACACCAAAUAAAAUAGCCAUCUCACCUUUGAAAUCGCCAAAUAAGGCAGUAAAGUCAGCUGUGCAGACCAUCGCUGUUGGAGGAGUAAGCACAUCACAGUUUAAGACAAUUAUUCCUCUGGCAACUGCUCCCAAUGUCCAGCAGAUUCAAGUGCCUGGAAGCAAGUUUCAUUAUGUACGGCUGGUUACUGCCACAACAGCCAGCAGCUCAACCCAGCCAGCCAGUCAGAAUCCCAGUACGAACACUCAACCUCUUCAGCAAGCUAAGCCAGUGGUGGUUAAUACAACACCAGUACGGAUGUCAGUUCCAUUUGUCCCAGCUCAGACUGUCAAACAGGUUGUUCCAAAACCAAUCAAUCCAACUUCACAAAUAGUAACUACCAGCCAGCCACAGCAACGGCUUAUCAUGCCUGCCACACCACUGCCACAGAUCCAGCCCAACCUCACUAACCUACCCCCAGGUACCGUCCUGGCUCCAGCUCCAGGAACAGGAAAUGUGGGUUAUGCAGUGCUUCCAGCACAGUAUGUUACUCAGCUACAGCAGUCUUCGUAUGUGUCUAUAGCAAGCAACUCUAACUUCACUGGAACAUCUGGCAUCCAGACUCAGGCAAGGCUUCCAUUCAAUGGCAUAAUCCCAUCAGAGUCUGCCAGUCGGCCCAGGAAGCCCUGCAAUUGUACAAAAUCUCUGUGUUUGAAAUUAUACUGUGAUUGCUUUGCCAAUGGUGAAUUUUGCAACAACUGCAAUUGUACCAAUUGUUACAACAAUUUGGAACAUGAAAAUGAAAGGCAAAAAGCAAUAAAGGCAUGCCUUGACAGAAAUCCAGAAGCCUUUAAACCAAAGAUAGGGAAAGGAAAGGAAGGAGAAUCAGAUCGACGGCAUAGCAAGGGGUGCAACUGCAAACGGUCAGGAUGCCUUAAAAACUACUGUGAAUGUUAUGAGGCAAAAAUAAUGUGUUCUUCAAUAUGUAAGUGUAUUGGCUGUAAGAAUUUUGAAGAAAGCCCAGAAAGAAAGACAUUGAUGCACUUAGCAGAUGCAGCUGAAGUAAGGGUCCAGCAGCAAACGGCUGCGAAGACGAAGCUGUCUUCUCAGAUUUCAGAUUUGCUUACUAGGCCAACGCCAGCUUUAAAUAGUGGAGGAGGAAAGUUACCAUUUACAUUUGUAACUAAGGAAGUAGCUGAAGCCACAUGUAACUGCCUUCUUGCCCAGGCUGAGCAGGCAGACAAGAAGGGAAAGUCAAAGGCUGCAGCGGAACGGAUGAUACUUGAGGAGUUUGGACGAUGUCUGAUGAGUGUCAUCAACUCUGCAGGAAAGGCAAAGAGCGAUCCCUGUGCUAUGAAUUGCUAACUCCAGCCCAGGAGAUGAGGAAGGGAGCUGUACAGGAAACUUAAUUUUUUGCAAGCUAGUUUAACAAUUACUGUAUUUUAAUUCAGUCCUUGUUUUAAAAAACCUGAAAUAAUAUUGAAAGAGAAGAAAUUUUAAAUGAGGAAAUUAGUACAUUUUAAAUAAUAGUUAAUUCUGCUUAUGCCCCUUCUAAAUUGAAUUUAACUUAAUUUUUUUCCUUUAUUGUAUUAUAUAGAUGUUUAAUUUGCUUGAGUUUCUUAAGAAGUAGAUGUUCUGUCCUUCUGAUUUUAUUGAUAAAAAACACUUAUAAAUUACUGUAAUAUAAUUUAUAAUGUAUGGUGUCGUAUGACUUUAUUCAAUAGAAGAAGCCAAAGCAGCAUGGGUAUUACCCAGUCAUCUUUGGUUCUAGAUUUAGAAUAUUUCAGAUAUGCAGAUAAAAUGUCUACAUAACAAAUUGUUAUGAAGCAGAUUCAAAUGACAUUUUGUGUUAGAAGAGCACUAUCUUUUUAAGAAAAAAAAAUCAUCUUUUUAGGAUAGAUUCUAAAAAUACCAACAAGUAAUCCCCAUGUACACUUUUAAAAUGAAAAAAAAAAAACUUUUAAAAAAACAAAUCCACAAUAUGGUAUUAAGGGGCAGUAAGGACUUUGAGAGGAUGGCAUGUACUCUUGUGAGGAAUGGCUCACCUGCCCUAGGUGUCCAGCUUCCCUCUCAGAGGUGGUGCAUGUUGGAACAGUUGUCAUGUGGAAGUAAGAGGGCUGUGAAGAGAAGCACACACCAUUACAUUGAGACAGGACAGAAGGGAUCCCAUAUAAUAAGGAUCAGGCUCAGCAUUGGGCUUGGAAAGAGAAGUCAGGAAUUUUGAGGUUGAAAGAGAUGAAUUUAGGGAAGGACUUUUCACAGAUCUUUUUGUAGACGUUGGAACUGAGACAUUUCAGACAAUACCUGUCUCUUUACCUGAUGUACUGAAAAUGGGCCACCUAACAAAACUUUCAGAGAUGUAAUGGGAUUUGAUUUUAUAAGGAAUCUUUAAUAUGGUUUACUUUAAGCCAGUGAGUUAUUAAGAUGAAGUUGGGUGUUUUCAUAUAACUAACAUAACAUAAAUCAUUUUUAGUAAUUCAAGAGCUCUAUGAAUUUAAGAGCCUAUUGUAAUAGGAGUUUGAUUUUAUGAAAGGAAAAAACCAUGUUGAAAUUCAGACAUUUUGUUUGUUCCUUAAUCCUCAGUAAUUAUUACAUUUCCUCCAAGGACUAUAGUUGUAUGUAUUAAGUAUGUAUAUAUGUUCAUAUGAACAUGAAAGAUACAGGCAAUAGAAAAAAUACAAAAGAGGAUUCCGUUAUUCAUUUAAGUAUCCUUCUUUAGGUUUAUAAAACUAUAGUGCAGUAACUUUAAAUGUAGAUAAUACAGAUGUUCUUAGCACCUCAUUCUAGUAUGUCUAAUUAAAAUUGUAUAAAUGUAAAUUAGUGUAAGGAUAAAAUAUGUAAUCAAGUUAUUUUUCAACAGAUUGCAAUAAGUUUUUGGUCUAAACCUAAACUUUGUUCAUUUUGUAUAUACUCUGUUUAAUUCUAAUUACAUCAUUGUGAUGUGUAUUUAUAUACAGUGUGCAGAAAUGUUUGUGAAGUUCUCAUUUAAUUGUAGAUUAUGUACGAUGGCAUUGCUUAAGAAUGUCUUGCUUGUAAAAAUUUAAAGGUGCAAUCAAAUGCUACUAGUUUUUGAUUUUCAAGAAACUAAAAUAUUGUUUUUCUUCCUGUGUAGUACAUACUAAACAACUUUUUGUAUUUAGGCAUUUGCAUCAAACUGCUGAACAAGAUUAAUAGUCACAUUAAUUCAACAAUUUAAAAAGACUAUUUGGGGAGGGCUGGGUAUAUAAUUUUUUUUAGCUCUAUUUACAUCCCAAAGUAGAAAAGAUUAAAUUUAUAUUUCCUAGAGCUAUUCAAAAAAUACACUUUUCUAUAUUGUAAAAACAGGACAGGAAAGAAAAUCAUACAUAAAAUAAACAUUUAUACUAUUCUGUAAAAAA